Molecule: messenger RNA, 3007 nt
Organism: Equus quagga
Lineage: Eukaryota; Metazoa; Chordata; Mammalia; Perissodactyla; Equidae
Product: PAX3- and PAX7-binding protein 1
Exons: 18
Coding region: 122-2878 (918 amino acids)
Biological process (GO): mRNA splicing, via spliceosome; positive regulation of transcription by RNA polymerase II
Cellular component (GO): nucleus
Molecular function (GO): DNA binding
Source: RefSeq, a predicted model, not a curated record
AGGAGGGAAGACGGGACCCGGCUGGAGUACUGGGGGAAAGCGCGCGUGCGCCGUCGCGAGCUCGGCGCAGCCGGGGCCGCCGUGUGGGAGCGAGUGUGAGACAGCCGUGCGGGCCGCGGGAAUGUUCCGAAAGGCCCGGCGAGUGAACGUGCGCAAGCGGAAUGACUCGGAGGAGGAGGAGCGAGAGCGCGAUGAGGAGCAGGAGCCGCCGCCGUUGCUGCCGCCGCCCGGUACCGGCGAAGAGCCGGGCCCCGGCGGCGGCGGCGACAGGGCCCCCGGGGGGGAGUCGCUGCUGGGCCCCGGGCUGCCGCCUCCUUCCGCGCUGACCCCGGGCCCCGGGGCUGAGGCCGGGGGCUGCUUCCCGGGCGGCGCGGAGCCCGGCAACGGGCUGAAGCCGCGCAAGAGGCCGCGCGAGAACAAAGAGGUGCCCCGGGCCAGCCUGCUCAGCUUCCAGGACGAGGAGGAAGAAAAUGAAGAAGUUUUCAAAGUGAAGAAAUCAAGUUAUAGCAAAAAGAUAGUAAAAUUGCUUAAGAAAGAAUAUAAAGAAGAUCUUGAAAAAUCGAAGAUUAAGACAGAACUCAACUCAUCAGCUGACAAUGAACCGUCUUUGGACAAAACAGGACAUGUUAAGGACACCAGUCAAGAAGAUGGAGUUAUCAUCAGUGAACAUGGUGAAGAUGAGAUGGAUAUGGAAAGCGAGAAGGAGGAAGAAAAGCCAAAGGCUGGCGGAGCUUUUUCAAAUGCUUUAUCUUCUUUGAAUGUUCUCCGUCCAGGAGAAAUUCCAGAUGCAGCUUUUAUACAUGCUGCAAGGAAAAAGCGUCAAAUGGCCCGAGAAUUGGGAGAUUUCACUCCUCAUGAUAGCGAGCCUGGUAAGGGCCGCCUUGUUAGAGAAGAUGAGAAUGAUGCCAGCGAUGAUGAAGAUGAUGAUGAGAAGCGCCGGAUAGUUUUCUCUGUGAAAGAAAAGUCACAAAGACAAAAGAUUGCUGAGGAAAUAGGUAUUGAGGGGAGUGAUGAUGAUGCUUUAGUAACUGGAGAGCAAGAUGAAGAGCUCAGCCGAUGGGAGCAGGAGCAGAUAAGGAAAGGAAUUAAUAUCCCUCAGGUUCAAGCAAGUCAGCCCACUGAAGUGAAUAUGUACUACCAGAACACUUACCAGACAAUGCCUUAUGGUUCAUCCUAUGGCAUUCCUUAUAGUUAUACAGCCUAUGGAUCAUCUGAUGCCAAAUCUCAAAAAACAGAUAAUACAGUCCCUUUCAAAACUCCCAGUAAUGAGAUGACUCCCGUUACUAUUGAUUUGGUAAAGAAACAGCUUAAAGACAGGUUGGACUCCAUGAAAGAACUGCACAAAACAAAUCGACAGCAGCAUGAGAAGCAUCUACAAAGCCGAGUGGACUCUACCAGGGCUAUUGAAAGAUUAGAAGGGUCUUCUGGGGGUAUUGGUGAACGGUAUAAAUUUUUGCAAGAAAUGCGAGGGUAUGUCCAAGACUUGCUUGAGUGUUUCAGUGAAAAGGUGCCACUGAUUAAUGAACUUGAAUCAGCAAUACAUCAGCUGUACAAACAGCGAGCUUCCCGCCUUGUCCAAAGACGACAAGAUGAUAUUAAAGAUGAAUCUUCGGAGUUUUCAAGCCAUUCAAAUAAAGCUUUGAUGGCACCAAAUCUUGAUUCCUUUGGACGAGAUCGGGCACUGUAUCAAGAGCAUGCAAAACGUCGGAUUGCAGAACGGGAGGCCAGGAGGACUCGUCGUAGACAAGCCAGAGAGCAAACCGGUAAGAUGGCAGAUCACCUUGAAGGCCUUUCCAGUGAUGAUGAAGAAACUUCUACAGAUAUUACAAAUUUCAAUCUGGAAAAAGAUCGCAUUUCAAAAGAAUCCAGCAAAGUUUUUGAAGAUGUCCUUGAGAGUUUCUAUUCAAUUGACUGUAUUAAAUCCCAGUUUGAAGCCUGGCGUUCAAAAUACUACAUGUCCUACAAGGAUGCUUACAUUGGCCUUUGUUUGCCGAAGUUGUUCAACCCCCUCAUAAGGCUGCAGCUUCUCACUUGGACUCCUCUUGAGGCAAAAUGUCGUGACUUUGAGACUAUGCUGUGGUUUGAAUCUUUGCUGUUUUAUGGUUGUGAGGAACGAGAGCAAGAAAAAGAUGAUGUUGAUGUUGCGCUGUUGCCUACCAUUGUGGAAAAGGUGAUUCUUCCUAAACUAACAGUGAUAGCUGAAAAUAUGUGGGACCCUUUUUCUACAACACAGACUUCAAGAAUGGUUGGAAUUACACUAAAAUUAAUAAAUGGAUAUCCUUCCGUAGUGAAUGCAGAAAACAAAAAUACACAGGUAUACCUAAAAGCACUUCUACUGAGAAUGAGGAGAACUUUAGACGAUGAUGUAUUCAUGCCCUUAUAUCCCAAAAAUGUCUUGGAAAAUAAAAACUCUGGGCCUUACUUGUUUUUUCAACGACAGUUUUGGUCUUCAGUUAAGCUAUUAGGGAAUUUUCUUCAGUGGUAUGGCAUUUUCUCAAAUAAAACUCUUCAGGAGUUAUCAAUAGAUGGUUUAUUAAAUAGAUACAUUCUCAUGGCUUUCCAGAAUUCAGAAUAUGGAGAUGACAGCAUCAAAAAAGCCCAAAAUGUAAUCAAUUGUUUCCCCAAGCAGUGGUUCAUGAAUCUGAAAGGAGAAAGAACUAUUUCUCAGCUAGAAAACUUCUGUCGAUACCUUGUACACUUAGCAGAUACAAUUUACAGAAAUAGUAUCGGAUGCUCUGAUGUGGAAAAAAGAAAUGCAAGGGAAAACAUAAAACAGAUAGUAAAGCUCCUUGCAAGUGUUCGAGCUCUGGAUCAUGCUAUGUCUGUUGCAAGUGACCACAAUGUGAAAGAAUUUAAGUCUUUAAUUGAAGGAAAAUAGAUCUGUGAGACUGAAAAGCCUGUUUGCUUUCAUACCAUUCCCAAUGUAUAAAUUUGUAUAUAUGUAAAGUUUCUUAAACUGUAAAAUAUUGAUUCUUGUUUUAAUACAAAGAACAUUAUUAAUAUUCAA